AAACACCUACACCGUUGGAGCGUUGCGUUCUUCUCGGUGCACAUACUUUGCAACUUUGUGAAAUAKUGCAGCCACACGUUGACUUUGCUCACAACUAGAACAGCGUUGCAGCCAGCCCAUGUGGAAAACAUUGGGCGCAUGAGGCAUGUUAUUGUAAAAGGCUAGCUAGCACAUCUAUGGCUCUACUGAAUCUUGUUAAAUUCUAGUGUAUCCUGAGACAACUUACAAUUCGUUUCAUAUGCUAAGGUUUAAACGAUAAACAUGGACAAAGUCGGUAUACACUUUAGAAAGGGGAGAGAGGCAAUGAAGAGAGUCUCUGAACCAGAGCCUGACUACGAGAAAGAAGUGUUAAAAAGACACAAAAACGCCCAAGCAGUGACUGUUUUAGGCGAAGAAGAUGCAUCUGUAAAACUUCUUGAAUAUCUUGUUUUUGGUGCAGAAGAUGAUCUUGUGGAAAGGCUCGUGGAGGACAGAGAGGAUGGCGGYGCCACACUUCUGGAUGAUGACGAGUCCAGCGAAUCCGAUGUAGAGAAUGAAGCACGGCUGAAGGUUCAGACAACCAGGACAGCAGUGUGGGAGGAUGAGGAUGAUGAUCUGGAGGAAGAAGUGGACAUGACACACCGGUUCCGUAGAGACCUGACCAAGAGUGACGCAGAGGCCAAGAUGUCCAAACAGAAGUUACAGCAGAGGAUGAAAGAACAGUUCCAAAAAGCAAUGGGUGGAAUGCCGUCCUGGGCAGAGACAAAAGUCAAGAAAAAGAAUAAGAAAAAAGUUGACUCUGAUGAUGAAGAUGAGGAUGGAGAUGACCUGAUGAGGAAGACGGGCAACUUUGUGGGCUCAUCCGACAGUCUUCCCAAAGGAAUCAUACGGAUGAAGAAGUGCCUACACGCCAACAACGACCGGCCGUCUGAGGACCGGCUGACCACGGUGCAGUUCCACCCCUCCGCCCAGGUUGUCWUGACAGCAGGGCUCGACCAGUCCAUCUCUCUGUUCCAGGUUGAUGGAAAGACCAACCCUAAGAUUCAGACUAUUCACCUGGAGAAGUUCCCGGUGCACAAGGCCCAGUUCAGUGUGGACGGGGAGCAGGUGGUGGCCACCAGUUUCAGGAACAAGCUGUUUUACAUCUACGACAUGAUGGAGGGCAAGGUCAUCCCAGUCCACACUGUCAGAGGUCUGAGGGAACAGAGAGUGAAAGAGUUUGAAGUCUCCCCUGAUGGAGAAUCCCUCCUUCUCACUGGCACCUCCGGAUACCUCCACGUGUUAUCAAUGAAGACAAAGGAGGUAGUGAACAGCAUGAAGAUCAACGGAAACAUCGMAGGAGUGGCUUUCUCCCACGACGGCAGCAAAGUCUUCACCAAUUCUGAGGAGGGUGAGGUGUACAUAUGGGACAUGAGGAGCAGUAAAUGCCUGAACAGGUUCACAGAUGAUGGCUGUGUGAGUGGGACCUCCAUAGCUGCAUCCAAGAACGGACAGUAUCUGGCCUGCGGGUCAGCGGCAGGUGUGGUGAACGUGUACUCCCAGGAGGAGUGUAUGCGGCAGAACAACCCCAAGCCUCUGAAGACCAUCAUGAACCUGGUGACCUCCGCCACCUCUCUCUGCUUCAACCCCACCUCCGAGAUCCUGGCCAUCGCCUCCAGGGCUGACGACGAGGCUGCCCGAUUGGUUCAUAUCCCCAGCUUCACAGUGUUCUCCAACUUCCCCAUGUUCCAGAGAAAAACCAUGUACAGGGCCCACCGUCUGGACUUCUCCCCAAACAGCGGCUUCUUCUCCCUGGCCAACAACAAGGGCCAUGCCCCUCUCUUCAGGUUGUUGCAUUACAAAAACUUUUGAUGAAGAGCAUCCCAAGCAGGCUCGUAAUCAACAUCAAGACACCAAGCUCCCUCAAUAAAACUACCAUUGUCUUCAAGAAGACAUUUUACAAUGAAAAGGACUUGAAUUGAGAAAUCGGUUAUGCUUAUUACAUCUAUGAAAGUGUCACAGCAAGAUACCAUGUCUUCGUUAUCCAGUUUUUUUCCCUUUCAAAUUUGAGUAUGAAUUUUUUUUUUUAAGUGUUCUGUUUUCAAAAUGCACAUCUUGUAUAUUUCUUUCUGUAUACUUUAGGGUUUUACAAAUGUUUGUAUAGUGGAUAAAAUACAACUUAAUUUCCUUGA
Molecule: messenger RNA, 2150 nt
Organism: Salvelinus sp. IW2-2015
Lineage: Eukaryota; Metazoa; Chordata; Actinopteri; Salmoniformes; Salmonidae
Product: U3 small nucleolar RNA-associated protein 18 homolog
Biological process (GO): rRNA processing
Cellular component (GO): small-subunit processome; Pwp2p-containing subcomplex of 90S preribosome
Molecular function (GO): protein binding
Source: RefSeq, a predicted model, not a curated record